Sebastes umbrosus (honeycomb rockfish) is the source of this 4037-nucleotide messenger RNA. RefSeq names its product SUN domain-containing protein 1-like. Gene Ontology annotation, biological process: nuclear envelope organization. The record is from RefSeq and is a predicted model, not a curated record. The coding region runs from base 153 to 3128 and encodes 991 amino acids. NCBI's taxonomy places the organism in Eukaryota, Metazoa, Chordata, Actinopteri, Perciformes, Sebastidae. Gene Ontology annotation, cellular component: meiotic nuclear membrane microtubule tethering complex; nuclear envelope. The transcript is spliced from 22 exons. Gene Ontology annotation, molecular function: protein-membrane adaptor activity.
GUGGACAGGUGUCAGGUGUUGUCAGGUGUGUGUGUGAGAGUGAGGGGGCGGGGUCUAGACAGGAAGUGCUGUGUGCAGCAGGUUUAAGGUGCUGCUGUCACACGGCUGGCUGUGUGUGUGUGUGUGUGUGUGUUAGUGAUGUGUGUUACCUGAUGAGCGUCGGUGAUGAGGACGUGGACCUGCAGAGCUGGGGCUGGACUGACCUCUCCAGCUACUCCUCCUCAGUGUGGGACUCAGAGAAGGAGCAUCAGGACCUCCUCCUCUCAGGGAUCAUGUCCAGACGCAGCCUGCGGCUGGAUGAAGGCCUGUUGGACCGUAGUCUUCCUCAGAGCAGCGCCUCCUUCAGUGUGGGAGGAGGCAGCUGGAAGAGCACCAGGUCGUUGAAGUCUCGUCGUUCUCAGCAUCACUCCGUCUCCUGCUCAGAGUCUGUCCUCCUCAACACUCCUCAUAAAGCGUCCAGCCAGUCGCUCCUCAACAGCAGCCUCCCCAGCGUGGCCUCCGACGCCUCCCUGCUGUCCUCGCUGCUGGACGAGUCCUCCGUGCAGGAGACCACGCUGGUGGACACCUUCUGGGGUCUGGACCAGGACGUUGAUCCUAAAGAAAGCACCGUCAUCGAGCAGAGCACCGGCCUGGCAGACCGCACUCUGAUUGGCUCAGACGGACGCUGUCCCAAACACCUGGUCCAGACGCUCGGCAGGGUUUACUGUAAAGACUGUGAGCUGCACUCCGUCAGCGCGUACUGCUCCUCCUCACCCUCGGGGAUGGAGACCUCCACCAUCUACAGCAGAGACCGGAGCCGCAAGACCAGGAUAGAUGUGCUGCAGCUGUGGUUGGACUGCUCUCUGCUGUGUGUCAGGAGAGCUGCAGCCAGCUGUUUGUCUGCGCUGACACACACCUGGCAGGUGUGUCGGCGGCGGCUCUCACAGACUGAUAACAGAAAUAGAGCUCGAUCCGGUCUCUUUGGAGUCAUGGACCUGAGGGAGUCCACCACGACCCAGAAGGAGCUCCAUCCCAACGGAUCUCUGUUUAAACACACUCCUGCACCGCUGACACCAACAGGUGACGACUGUCAGGCGAUACAACGCUCAGACACUCACACUGUCACCUCCUCUUCCUCUUCACCUUCCUCUUCAUGGUCCUCAGUGGCUUCCUGUUUGUUGGGGCUGAUGUGGAGCGCUGCUGUUUUCACAGCUCAGAGUCUCUGUCAGCUGACUCUCAGAGCAGCUUCAGCUGUUUGGCCUCUGAUCAAGAAACUGUUUUCAACUUCUCGGAGCGCCGGACGCUCUGCAGGUGAGACAGCAGGUGAUGUGUACAGGUGGCUCAACAGACGACAGCAUCACAUGACCGCGAGCUUCCUCACAACACGGUUUCCUGUCCGGCUCCUCCUGGUUCUCCUCCCUCUGCUGCUCCUCUUCAGUCUGUGUUGGUUCGGUCCAGCCGGUCUACAGUCUGUCCUUCCAGCUGUCAACAUCACAGAGGCGGUCUCUGAUGUCCCCGAUCUGUCCUCCACACACGGCUUCACGUCCUCCCAGAGCCCAUCGGCAGAGGGCGCCGUGGAGGAGUCGAGGGAGGUGCAGCCCUUCGUGGAGACGCUCUUCAGUCGACCUCCAGCGGCGGGAGAGGAGGAAGCGGCGCCGGCAGAGGAUGAGGAUGAGUCGGGUCGGCUUGUUCGUCUGGAGCGGAGUCUGGCGACGCUGUGGGAGCAGGUGGAGGCCGGAGGGCAGCGGGCGGAGCAGAGACACGUGGAGGUGCUCCGGCUGUACGCUGACCUCCAGCAGCAGCAGCAGAUGGUCGCCAACCGAGAGGGCGUGGAGCCCUGGAUGAGCGGCCUGCUGGACCAGCAUCUGGACCAGCAUCUGGACCAGCAGCUGGACCAGCACCUGGACCGGCUCAGGAGACGACUGGACGAGGAGAAACUGCAGACUGAGCAGUCUCUGCAGAAGGAUCUGUUACAGCAGCAGAGUCAGACGUCUCGUCUGGAUCAGCUGGAGCUGCAGCUGCAGACGCUGGCCGCCAGGACAGAGGAGUUGCAUAGGAGACGAGAAGCUGCUACGACUGUCUCACCUUCACCAACAACACUUGUAGCUUCCGUCAGUGGUGCUGUGGACCGUCAGUCCCAUAAUGCCUUGCUGGCGGAGGUUGCGCGGUUGGAAGAGGCUCUGGAGGACGUCAGGCGGGAUGUUAAGGGUCUGUCUGGGGGUCAGGACAGCUGCCGACGACUCGACACAAUCCAGCAGACGAUCUCAGCGCAGGUCUCCGCUCAGGUCCGUGAGGAGGUUCGGGUUCUGGUCUACGGCAACCAGCUGAUGGUGGGGGGCGGGGCGCCCGGAGAUGCCACCGCCGCCGCCGCCGGCCUCCCAGAGUCGCUCCUCGAGUGGCUGUCGCAGCAGUACAUCAGCGGCGCCAACCUGCAGGCGGCGCUGGCCUCUCUGGAGCUCAGCAUCAUGCAGAACAUCAGCCUGCAGCUGGAGAAGCGCCGCAGCGAGGAGACGGUCCGAGAGGCCGUCCUGCACGCCACCGGGGCUGCUGGGGCCGCCGUGACCCGGGAGGACGUCCAUGAGAUCGUGAAGAACGCUCUGCGCCUGUUUUCUGAGGACCGAACUGGCCUGGCGGACUACGCUCUGGAGUCAGGAGGGGGCAGCAUCCUGAGCACUCGCUGCUCGGAGACGUACGAGACGAAGGCGGCGCUGCUCAGUCUGUUCGGACUUCCCCUCUGGUAUUUCUCUCAGUCUCCUCGAGCUGUGAUCCAGCCGGACGUCCAUCCAGGAAACUGCUGGGCCUUCAGAGGCUCCGCGGGCUUCCUGGUGAUCCGCCUCUCCAUGAGGAUCCUCCCCACCGCCUUCUCCCUGGAGCACAUCCCAAGAAUCCUGGCGCCCAGCGGGACGCUGCACAGCGCCCCCCGAGACUUCACCGUCUACGGUCUGGAUGAUGAGAGUCAGGAGAGAGGGAAGCUGCUGGGCUCCUACACCUACGACGAGGACGGAGAAGCUCUGCAGACCUACGCUGUCACCGAGGAGAACGACCGAACCUUCCAGAUCAUCGAGGUUCAGGUGUUGUCCAACUGGGGCCACCAGGAGUACACCUGCAUGUACCGCUUCAGGGUGCACGGGACGUCCGGAGACACCUGAGGACGGCGCAGACUUUCUGUCCGAUUAUUUAAGACACGAACAGGGCGGAGACGGCGGGGAAACAUUCACACGGUGAAACAUUCACACAGUCACCUCUCAGCUAACUGUGCUAACUGUGCUAACUGUGCCUGAGUCUCUACUCACUGAGACUUCAUCUCCGGGUGUCGUCAGUUUCCUGUGGAAAGAGGACGCACUCACAGUUUUGAUUCUUCUGUCAAUAGUUAAUAUUAUUUUUAUAUAUCAGAGUUUUGUCUUUGCUGUGUUUUAAAGGUCUGUCAGGCUUCAGCCCGUUCUUUUUUUAUCGGUUCCGGUAAAACAGAUGUGAGCAGAAAAUGUUUUUUCAAGUCUAUCGUAAAAUGACUCUCGAAGAUGGCGUCUAGAUUUGGUAACUAUUUAGGAAGACUGUUGAUUUAUAUCCCAUACAUCAUCUUUAGGAGGGUUUGUCUUCAUGGUCAGUAUGAACAACUUCCACCAUAAAACUGCCAAAUGUUCAUUGUUUUAAGAUAAACUUGAAUAAAUAUGAACCCAUUCUUUUUAAAAUGUGUUAAAUACGCUGCAACAUUUGAGUUUUUAAUGCAAAAAAUGCUGAAAGUCAAAUUAUCUGCCCAACGAAAAGUUUUUCUUUCCUCUGAAUUUGAUUCUCGAACAGUCAAAUCUCUCACAGCUGCAGAACUGAACCAUGAUAAUGACCAAAAAUGACUCAUGCAAUAUGAAUAUUGUUUGCACUAAUUGACUCGACUGCACUGAUUGUUUUUUGUCUUCAGGUUAAUGUAAGAUGAAUUUUAAUUUUUAUGUUGUGAAACGUGUUGUUGUAACCACUUUGAUUUUUACAUAAUAUGUAUAUUUGUGUUUUUUUUGUAUGUGAUUUCAAGCUGGACAUAAUAAAGAUGUAAAAUAAGAUAAAAUAUA